Molecule: messenger RNA, 18640 nt
Organism: Zootoca vivipara (common lizard)
Lineage: Eukaryota; Metazoa; Chordata; Lepidosauria; Squamata; Lacertidae
Gene: MAST4
Product: microtubule associated serine/threonine kinase family member 4
Biological process (GO): peptidyl-serine phosphorylation; intracellular signal transduction; cytoskeleton organization
Molecular function (GO): magnesium ion binding; ATP binding; protein serine/threonine kinase activity
Source: RefSeq, a predicted model, not a curated record
UUCCACUUUGAAGAGGGGGGGGGUAAGAUAAUUGAAGUCUGUAUGUAUGUAUGUAUGUAUGUAUGUAUGUAUGUAUGUAUGUAUGUAUGUAUAGUCAAGCAAAUAUUGGUAGCUUUAAAAAUGUUUCCCCAAAGUAAAUUAAUUUGCAUGUGUGGUAAGAUAAUACUGGUAGAGUUAGAGGUGGUAGCAGUCUUUGGAUUUCUGAAGAUUCAAGUAAAUAGCCUUACUAAUGCACCAGUUUGGCCAUCAUGAUAAGAUGUGAUUUAUCUUUGCAGGAAUGAUCUGUAGUGAGUCUUGGGUUCAAACAUUUCUUGCUUCCUUUGCUCCAGCACCAGAGAUCGGAAGAAGCUUUUGCUUCUAUUCCAUUUACACAAUCCAUGGUUUGAAGUUGACUGGGUUUUAAAGAAAACAAAACUGUUAAAAUUAACCAGAGUUUAUCACAUUCAAACAAAACAGCAAGAUGCAGAUUGUUUCAAACAGAAGCAAGAUUUUGCAAUCCCAUGGCAAAAUGAGCAGCAUACAAGCUGAAGGCUUGCUAUGGCUUGUUUCAGUACCUGGUAGCUUUGCAUUUACUCUGCUGUUCAGUAUACAGUACUGUCAAAUGCACACCAUCUGAAUUCAUCAGUUAGUUCAACCUUCUUUCCAGAAAUUAUUUGACCACUUGUGGGUUGCCUAGAAUUCAGUUAUUCUUCUGGUCAAUCAUGAUUAUGUUUAGUACUUUAUAGCUCUGUUCAGAAUAUUUUUGUAUUCUGAUUCUGAAAUGUUGUAUGUAUUUGUCUGUGAUGUUUUGGAAUAAUUUCUCAAAAUUAGAUAGAUUUAAUGUAUUUGCUUUGCACAGAAUGUGCAUAGUUCUUAUAUCUGUGCCUCCCACUCUGCAACGAGAGUCGCUAACUUGUGGUCUUCCAGAUGUUGCUGGACUCCUACUUCUACCAGUCCCAUCCUGCAUGGCCUAUAAUAUGGGGUAAUGAGAGUAUUGGUUCAGCACUAAGUUUAAUACAAUACAAUACAAUACAAUACAAUACAAUACAAUACAAUACAAUACAAUACAAUACAAUACAAUGAUUGAACAAAUACUUAAUAAACAACAAUUUUAACUGAACACAGGGUUAAUAUUAAAGAAGAAGACGAGGAGAAAAAAACCAAAGUUACUGAAUGGUCUUUCAGGAUUGUCCUUGUUGGUGUGCUUUGUGGGCAGUGAUAAUAGUGGUGAAUUGAUCUGAAUGAAUCUCAAGCAAAAUCUUAAAAACCAAGGGUAUAGUGUAUUAUGGAGCAGAUAUUAUUGUCCACCAAACUGUUGCAUUCCCACCUUGGACUGAAUGAAUGGUUGUCUCAGCUACUUUAAAUUAUAAACAACCACACAAGGUCUAGAGUGUCCAGUUAACUGGAAGCUGCUAUGAAAGGAACCCAUAUUUUAGGGCUUAUGUGGGUAAAGAUUUUUUCCCUUUCUGUCCUCAGACACUUCACAGUGAGAGUCUACCAGAACUCUGGAGUAAAGUUCUGGGGGUAUGAGUUAGGACUCAACUGUUCAGCCUUUCUGUAGUCCAGCUCUUAAUGCUAGGAGAACAGAUCCCACAAGAUGCACUAAUUGUUAUGGUGCUGCAAUUACCAAGAGAUGAGCAUACAUUUUUAAAAUUACCCAACAGAACUCAUCUUCAUUUUUCUGCCUUUAUUUUAGUUGAAUUUUAUAUGCAUAUAGUUUGGCAGGGUAAGAAAUACUUUGCUGAGUCAAUAGAUUUAUAGUGUUUGCUGAAUUGAGAGAUGAAUGCACAUUUUUAUAUUUGAUAGUAAAUAAAAAUGGAUGAGCAGUUUUUUAAAAGCAGAUGCAUUCAAACUAUGUUUUAUAUAUUUAACCAAGUGGCAUAUACAAUUCUGCUUUGUUGUAAAAUGUGACCUACUUUUGGAUGAUUGUGUAAAUUCAGGGAGUUUUAAACAAAAUUAAUGGAUCGGUUUUCUAAUUGAUCUGUGCUAAUCAUUGCCAACUCACAAAUAAAACUACAAUUUCUCCUGAUGCAAAAUAGCAGCUGUUGUCAUUGAAGCAGAGAGGUGGUUUCUAGACAAAUCUGCUUUGUAAUGUUGGUUCAGUUUUGUGUGAAAACAGUUUCCUUUACCCUCUUGUCAUCCAUCAUAUCUGUUGCCUACUACUUUCCCUAGCACCACCUCUGUGCUCUACUGCCUCACUUUUCUACAUUGUUGUCUAAUGAAAGUGCAUUUUUGAAAUGAUAAGAGACUAAAAAUUCUCAUGGGUUGGUAGUAGUUCUGGCUCGGGUGAGUUCUCCCUUGUGCUGUCAUCAGAUCAACAUACAUGCUGUUCUUGUAAUCCCCACCUUUAUGCCAACACUUCUUGCUUCUGCUGGCACAAAGUUCCAAUUGCAAGCAGUCAAUAGAAAAGAAGAUCAAUUACUUCCAUCCUCCCAUCUUUUACUCUUCCUUGGAAACUUGCCUACAUGCUGCUGCAAGUUAGGACGUUGGCAGUGGGAGAAUGGGAACAAAGUACUGACACAUUGUGGUAAUGAAGGUCAGAUGAGUGUUGUAAGUAGUUUUGAAGUGCAGAAAAUAACUUUGGCAGGUGGUUUCUUAAUAUGAUUUGGUAAGACAGGAUUGUAAAUUAGUCUGUUGCCUGGUAGGCUUCAUCAGGAGCAUGUUUUGGGGUUUUUUUGCGGAUACUGUAUCCUUAUUUUUUUGCAGUAAGCUCUUAGUAUAUAUAUGUGGGACGUAAGCCUGAUAUAGGCUUGAAUUCUGGCUGUGUUGGGUACUUUUAACAGCCUUUGGGCCUUUAAGCUUUGCAGGUAUAUUAGAAGGUAGUUGACAGUGUAAACUAUAUCAAUACUGUGAAAACAUGUAGGCAUUGAAGUAGAUUUAUAAGUAUAAUGAGUGUUUGGUCAGUUACUAACCUAUAUAUAAAAGUUGGAUAUGACCGCUGACAUACUAAUUGGAAAUGGGGCAUGGUUUUCACUGUGCUGGACUUGGACCAUCAAUUUAUUUAAUGUAAGCUACCAGCAACAAGCAAAUCCAAUGCCCCUUUUUGAAGAGGGGGUUUAUUGGAUUGUUUUUGUUAUGUAUUUUUUGUUUUUUAUUGUGAUUUUAUGUUGCAACUGCCCUGAGACCUGCUGGUAUAGGGCGGUAUACAAAUAUAUUAUUAUUGUUGUUGUUGUUGUUGUUGUUAUUAUUACUACUACUACUAUUAUCAUCAUCAUCAAGGGUGAUACUGACAGCUUGGAGUAGGCUUGUGUUCAGCUUUGUACCUUUCCUCCAAUUACCUUGGGUCUGCUGCUGAGAGGUACGAGCUGCAGAAGACAGCAGCAGCAGCCUAGAUGAGGAAACUCCACCCACUGAGGGACUUCAUCAUUCUGAUCAUAAUGUAUUUUAAAUAUAUUGUAAGUUAACUUGAUUGUUCAGUAGUAGGUGGGGUAUUACUAUUUGAAAUAAUAAAAUAUGGGUGUAUUUCUAGUCUACAUUUUGAAUUAAUCUAGAUUAUCAGAUGAUGCUUUAGCCUGGAUGACAAUAUUACUAAAAACGUUACUAAUACAAUCUGUUACACAACAAGCUCAUCAAAAACUCUCACCUGUUAGGUACUUGACAAACCAUCAAUUCUAUGUGCCGUUCUAGACAUGCAACAAAAAAACAGGGGACCUUGAAAGCUGCGGUGGCCUGUGUUGGGCUUGAUGGGCCCUAGUUCUGCUGGCCUAUAUUAAAGUUUCCUUUUUCAAACUGAAAUGCUGAGCGAAUUCUUCCUUACUGUGACCCUGCAUUUAUUCAGCUUCCCUCUAUUUAUUAGCUUUUGGGUUAUACCUGACAAAUCAUUAACAUGUAUUUGUCUGUUGAAUACUAUCUUAUGAAUGUGAUCUAUGUGUUGGUGACUGAGUGUUACAAUGUUAAAUAGAGCUGUCAUUAGGAAAUACAGUGGAACCUCUGUUUAUGAACACCUCGGUUUAUGAAUUUUCGGUUUACAAACGUCGCAGACCCAUCUGGAACAGAUUAAUUCACUUUCCAUUACUUUCAAUGAGAAAGUUCGCUUCAGUUUAUGAACAGACUUCCGGAACCAAUUACACCCAUGCUUCAGGUUAAGUACGCUUCAGGUUGAGUACUCUGCGGACCCGUCUGGAACGGAUUAAUCCACUUUCUAUUACUUUCAAUGGGAAAGUUCGCUUCAGUUUAUGAACGCUUCAGUUUAUGAACAGACUUCCAGAACCAAUUGUGUUCAUAAACCGAGGUACCACUGUAAUUAAAUGUAGCGUAUAAAACAUGUCUUUGUAAGCUUGUUUUUGCUUUGUAAGCUGUAUCUUAUUAUUCUUUUGUAUACCUGUGAAUGAAUUAAUGUUUUUUUAAAAGUUUUAUCUUUGUGUUGCAGUUGCACUGUUCUGUUUCAAGGGCCUGGAGUUGGUGAGGGCUGAAAGGGAAUUAUUGGUUAUAUAACAGCUAUUCUCAUCUGUCUGUCAUCUAUCUAUCUGUGGUUCUCGUCUAUUUUAUUUUGGAGGUGAAUGUGGUGUGGCUUUGCUGAUUAGCCUGAUUUUAUGAAAUUAAAACCACUGAGAGGACAGUGUUUAAACACGGCAACAAGUUUAGAAAUACAAGUUAAAAAAUAAAAUAAAAAUAUUACCUAGCUCUUUUCCUUCUUCAUCUUUCUAUGUUUACUCUCCAGUUUGGUAAUGUGCCCUGAUUCUUGUGCAGGCAAUAUGGACUCUAUCCAGUGCUUCUUAUCUUAAGUUCUAUGGCUAGUUAUUUCCCCAAAUUCUAUAUUCUCUAUUAAAGAAAACACAAUCACAGUUCACUUAGCUUCUAGAUUGGGACUAAAUUUGCAGAAGAGUCAUUGAGAUAUCACAAAUGGCUUAUUGGCAACAGGGCUUUUUAAACUUGUUGGAGUUCCUCCAGAAGGGGUAAAUCUGGAUUAGACGGGUGGUGGUUAUGGACUAGCAUUUUGAUGUCAGUGACAUUGCAUGAGCACUACAAAGCACCUGAGUGCAUGAGGAGCACUGCUCCCAAAAUAAAAACCCUUCUGGAAGUGGCUUUUGCAUUUAAGUAGGUUGAUUAACUUCAAACUCUAGACAGGCAGGAUACCCAAAUGUUCUACUGGCUUGUGUUAUAAUAAGCAUAUGAAGGGGGAAAUAAACAUCCAGAAAUAACUGGAUGCCCACAGAAGAGUUGGAAUUGGCUGUGGUUCCAUGAUACGUGUCCAUGUUUGUUUAGUAACAUACAUCUCCUUUUCAUGUGCCAUAUUUUGCUGUGGCAAAUAUAGUGGAACACUACCAACUUUAAAAGAGUUGAAUUGUCAGCCAGUGUUAUUUCAGGCCUCAUUGAAGAUGCUUAUGAUGUGGUCCAAAUGAUUUCCCCCUAAAUAUCUGAAAGAACCCUUCAUUUUAUACCAACCUGCCUAAAGAGGAAGCCCCAUUGGUGGUUCCUUCACCAAUCAACGAUCACAAUGCAAGGGUCUGAAGGAGGGCUUUCUCUGCAGUGAGCCAACAGCUUUGGAAUAGCUUCCCCUCUCCCCACAUCCCUACUUUUUCCGGCUUCAUUCUAAUGACAGGUAAACAUGCACAUUUUCCUUUGCCCAGGCUUUUGUGGAGCAAUGAGUUUACAGUGAUACUUCAUUUCCAUUUAUACUGCAUGUUUUAUGUAAGAUUGUUAUUAAUUUAAUUAUGGUGUUCGAUUUAUUUUGUUUCAGAUUUUUAGUGUUAAUUUUAAUGUCCACUUUGUGCUGCCCUGAAACCCUUAGUUGAAGGGCAGACUAGCAACACUUCCAGCAAGCAAACAUAUUUUUUUUUAUCUCAGUUGCCAUGUGGAGUGUGAAUAUUGGGAGGGGGACAUACAGAAUCAUAGAAUUGUAGAGUUGGAAGGGACCCUGAAGCUCAUCUAAUUCAAUCCCCUGCAAUGCAGGGAUCUUUAGCCCAUCGUUGAGUUCAAACCCACAACCCUAAGAUUAAGAAUCUCAUGCUUUACCAACUGAACUAUCCCAGGUCCAGAGCAACAUUGCUCUUGCUUUUGAGAAAAAGAAAAUUUGAAGAAAAAAACCUCCCAUUAAAUAUUUUCUAAUUUACAUUGAAUUACUUUGAAUUAUUUAUUUUUAAUGGAAGACAAUCUUCCAGUUUGGUGCCCUCCAGGUGUUUUGAAAAGCAUAUCCCAUCAAUCUUAACAAACUCUGUUGUUGGUGAAGACUGAUCUAGAAUUCUGUGAUACAACGCUCAAAUCUAAGGUACAUGUCUAAACUUAUUUAUGUUGCAGUCUUCAUGAGAUGACUAUAGAGGGCCUUCGUUGCUUGGUAAUUGCUACUUGCCUCCCUCUGGUGACCUUUGGUUUAGUUUUAAGCAAAUAUCUUGCUUCUGCUGUCCUUUUGAACUGGUUCAUCUCUUUUGGUGAACCUUUUCACCUCUCCCCUCAAGCAACUGCGACACAGACACCCUGCUAUAUAGAUUGAGCAACAAGAAGCCUUUGCCCUGCCUUGCUGAAGGACAAAAAGAUCAUAAGGAGAUGGGGUAGAAAAUGCAAAAGGGCUGUCGUAAGUGCCAAGUCUAAGAGGAAGAUCAAUGUUUAAUCAAUAAUUGUUUUAUACACAUGUGAGGAAUAUAUUUUGCAUUUAAGUGACAGGCAUUGAUGUACCACUCCCACUGCUUCAUUUGCAUUAGAUAGAAGGAAAGGUAGAGUUGAGUGUCAUCUGGAUAUUGAUGACACUUAAUUCCAAACCACUGGAUGACCUCACUCAGUGGUUUCUUGUCCUUGAGUGCUUGGAGUUGGCUGACAUCUACCAACUGGAACACUUUGUGUAGGAAAUAAAUGUUGGCCACUAGCUAAUAAUUUAGGUCUUUAGGAUUAAAGGUGGGUUUGUGCAGGAAUGGCCAUUCCACAACAUCAAGGCAGCUCGGACUAUUCCCAUUCUGCAAGAAGUUACCACCUCCUGUACCCAGGUAUACAUUCCAUCUCUGCUGGAUAUUAAAAGGAAAGUGUGGUAAGCAGCAUACAACUGGUCAGGUGCACUUGACCAAGACCUUAGGCUUUAAUAACUGAAAGACAUCCAAAAAAUACUGGACGAGAUAGAGCUUUGGACAACCCAUAGCAGUCAUGAAGUCCUAUGCCAUCGCAGACUAGGUGAUCAUAACAUUGAUGAUGGUGCCUCAGGACAGCCAUCCUAGGAAUCCUCAUCAAAUCCAAGGCAAUCUCUGUCAUUUUAGGAAGGGAAAAUGAUAAGACAAUUGGACAGGCGUUAUACUUGCAGAAUCCCUAAUCUGAGUGCCCAACACACAAUAUAAACAUUAAAGAGAGCAUUGAGAACAAGAUGAAGUUCCUGUUGACCACAGUAAUUCUCUUUCCCUUACUCUCAAUUCUUUGCUGGGGCUGAACAGAAUACAAUAUCUGAAAGUUGAGAGACAGGCUUAAUCCAAAUCAUCCACCAAAGUCUUGGUAAUUCUGGCCAGAUCAGCCCAUUCAUUUACAAUCAAAUAAUGCAUGAAGACUUAUUUUGGACAUUAAAAAUCAACUACGGACCAUUUAGCUCAGGCAGAAAGAAACAAAAUAAUGAAUGGACAGAAGAUGUAUAAUAUCAUUUUCUUUUCCCUGGCUUGUCACAGUCCAACAGCAUAUCUCCAGCUGCUAGUGUGCUUUUUCUUAAUUUUCACUCUAUUUUGCUUUUUAGCUGAGAUGUUGGUGGCAAGAAUGUCUACAGAUGCAGCCUCAUAAAACAAUGUUUCCUUGAUAUUCUUCUAGGUUAAGGUGUAAGAUGCUUAUAAAUCUUUUAGAUGACAGGAGACAUAACAGGUUACCCCAAAACUAUCUUGUAUUUUCCUAAGCCAUUUGCUUUUUAUUAACUAGUAGAACAGUGGAAAUUUGAUUUGAACCCCAAAUUGUUUGUUAUGGAUUGAAUAUAAAUGGUUCAACUCAUACAUAAAUAGGGAUUGAACACACAUGAUGUAUAACUUUGAAUUCAUGUUCGCCACAUUAUAGUUCACUCACUCUUCAGAGAAGAAAUCCAGUGAAUGUGGUAGAAACAAAAUCUUGAAAAAUGUAGCGGUUAAUUAACUGUAACCACUAGAGGGAGUGAAGGGUCAAUCAUUGUGAUUAGGGUAAAACAGAAAGGAUUCUAUCUUCAUUAUAUUUUCCUCUCAUAACGUUGGUUGGCUAUAAGUAGUCUUCAGUAGUGAAGCUCUAGUAUGUUUUGCUAUAUAUUUCCUGCCACAUAUUCAAGUAUACAGAAAUUGUGUAUCUCUGUAUGUGAAAGAUUAAGUCCAGGGUUGCCACCCUUCUGGUCAGUUUCACAACCAGCUGUUCCAGGGCACGGUCAUUUACAGUUUUUACCUGUUUGUCAUGCCUGGAAGACAAAUGUCCCUAUUCUGUGUGGCGGUGAUUGGAGUCAGCUAUCACUACAGCAUUUUCUCUUUUGCAUGUCUCAUUGAUUUCAUUCUCCAUCUCAAGAUCACCCUGAGCAUUUUGGUCCUUACAUCUGAAGUACUUAUUUACUCUUGGAGCCUAGUAUCACCAACUACAGCAGGUCUUGGGAGGAUUCUGCCCCUUUGGGGAUUUCUAGCUUGUUGGGCUCAGCCCCGUUUUAACAUUCAGAGCCUCAUCAUUGCACCAUGUCCUAUCCUUCCUAUAGAGUUUGUAAAGGUGUAAUUGUAAAUGUGUUGUACAGUUUUCUGACGAAUUUUAACCUGCCAUUAAAAGGUUAAGCUUUUGGGGAGAAGGAGGAAUGAGGAAUGUGAGGCCCUUUCACUCCAGGUUACCUGCACAGUUGCCUACUCUUUCUACACUUGUUUGAGGUGGUUGUAUUGUAAUCUCAGUAAGGUUUAGCAGGAAGUGGUGGAAGACAAUCUGAUACCGUUCAUGGCUUUGCUAACCCUCGCAACAGCACUGUGGUUACUAAAUAUGUCAAACAUGCUCAGUCAGAUCUUUAAAUUGUCUUAGGUAUCAGUGGUUGUAUGUAUGUAUGUAUGUUUGUUUCUCUGUAUUUUAUUACAUUUGUAUACUACCCUUCACUCAAAGAUCACAGGGCGGUCCACAACAUAAAAAUACAAAAUGAGAAAAUAAAAUGCGUUCAUAUGGGGAGAUGGUCCUUGAGGUAUUGUGGUCCAAUAAAAUUUUCCCAGGAAGCUCAUAUUACUUUGAAUUUGCAGAAAUGUAUUUACCAAACAGCCUCAUAUGCAAAAUGUCAGGAAAAUAAUACACUUUGAAUACUUAAAAGCGUUUUACAAAUGCUUAGCCAAUUUUAGCCGCUGCUUGCUAAAGCAAUGGCUCUGUAAGGAUGGAGCAAAAAACCCAAGAAGUCAGCUUUACAUUAUUUUGAACCUAGGCAUGUUGUUGUUUAUCUGCCUUUCACCCUAAGGGCCCAGGGCAGCAAAUAAAACAACAGUAUUGAAAACAGUUUAAAAUAACUUACAAUCACAGAAAUAAGGUGGGUUCUUAAAAUACCCAUCUGAAAAGCCAGGGUUAAGUGGUGGGUCUUCAGCAUUCCCCAGCAUGAAGGACAAAUCGUCUCUGUCCGAAAGGGGCUAUAGCUGGUGAACCAGCCAGAGCUGAAAUAAAAAAAGGGAAAUUGUUUACAUGCAGUUUCACAAGGGAGAUAGGAUUUGCUUUGCAUCUCUUACUGCAUCAUGUGAGAAAACGCCUUUACAUUUCCAAUAGCAAUCAAGAUAAGUGCUGACUCUCAGGUAAGUGAAGUUAGGAUUGUAGCAUUUGUCAUGCUUAGAAAUAAUUUCUGUUCUAAGCAUGACUAAGACUAUAUCCAAUUUACUGCUUUUGAAAAUAGCCAUGCGUACUUCUUUGUACAGGAGGAAACUAGGGCAGCAUUAGAACAAUGGUAACACAAGAAUGGAAAACUUGAGAAAGGUGAUAGAGCAUGAACUGAAGGUAAAGGAACAAAGUGAGAAUGAUAGAUGAUUCUGGCAUAUGAAUCCAAAUGCGGCUAAGGGUAUAAAACUGCAAAGCUGCAAGAAUUAGUAUUGGGACUAAUGAGUAGGUGCUCAGGAUGCCUCCAAGUGGAAGAAAGUAUGGGUGUAGCUAUAGUUAUUAAAUAGUUUCUCCUGCCACACCCUGUAUUCUGGCUUUUCUUUUUGUUUUCAGUGCUGGAAUGAAUGGGCAAUGAGUUUUAGUUUUGAGAGGGGUGGCAGAAUACCUCUCCUCCCACUCUUGGUCUGUUCACCCCACCCGUGGUACAGGUAUUGCAGCUUUGCCAAUUAUUAAUAAGUUCCCAGCCAAACAAGUGGAGUUAGAUCUGUUAUUUAACAAUUACAGAUUUAACAUGGAGCUCCCUGGUGUCACUUUUCUUUAAGACAAACAUACAAUUUACUGGUUUUAGGUAUGAAUAGAAUUCUUAUUUUGCCUGUUAUAUGUUUCAUACAAUAACACUUCUGGGGUGAAUGACUUAUUUUUUUCUGCUUUGAACAGGAGUGGUGAUCACAUGAUGAAUAAGGCAUCCAUUUUACGUAGAAAAGGUGCUUUGAGUACCCUCUGGUUGGGGGAAAAUAAAGCUUUUUGCAAGCCUCUUACUGAAAUCCUCUCCUUUUUAUAUCAGUGACUGCUAGAAUUCUGGAAGAAAUGUGUAUUUGUAGUGGAAAGAUUAAAGUAGGAAUAUUUUUUUCUUCUGCAGUAAAGGAGACCCUGAUUUUGUUCACAGCAGCCUCUCAAUAAUCAGGAAGAUAGUAUCAAAAGUGAUAGGUUUAAGUCUUGGAAAAGUCUCUGAAAGAUGAUCUCAUUUCUGAAGUAGCAUGGGGGGGGAACAACUCUGUGAACUUUUAGAUUUAUUCUUCAUUAAUACUAAAGGAAUUAAAACUGGCUAUGUUGUUUAUUUAAUGAGACUUUUAAAACAAAAUUCCACGGUGAAAUGAUGACCACCAAGAAAACUAUGAAAAGAAACAAAGAUUAUUACCUUCCCCCCUUUGGAUGAACCUGAAUGGUAUCUUCCAAAGAGAUGACAAAGUACCUUUGGCUGAAUCACACGUACAGGGACAGGGUUUUCAGCAGAAUGGGAGGGCUAAAACUAUUGUAAUUUUUAUUUAAAGCUUGGCAGCAUACGCAUCAGAUCAUUUACACAGAAAAGGAAAAGGUUUAUUUUAUUUUAUUUUAAGAACAGAAAGUUGUUCGCUACUAAGGAAGCCUAUAGUAUCCAGCUGCUUUGCUGUGCUUUAAAGUUGCCUUGAGUGGAGCUAAUGUUUACAUUUUCAGUGGGAAGGAGGAUAAUCAAAUCGGGAUCAUUUUCCUUUCCCCCCCCUUUUUAUAUAUAUAUCCCUCCUUUUUUAAAGGGGAAAAACACAACUUGUGUGUUUAAGGAAGGAACAUGGAUAUGUCUGAUCCACAUUUUUGGACUGUGUUCUCAAGUUUUACAAUGCCUCAUUUGAGAAGUGGAAACAGACUCCGCCGAACACAAAGUUGCCGGACAAGUAACCGAAAAAGUUUGAUCUGCAAUGGACAGUCCCCAGCUAUGCCCCGGCCCCAUUCGCCACUUUCAGCUCAUGCAGGGAGCAGUCCUCAAGAUAGCCCUAGAAAUUUUUCUCCUAGUGCCUCAGCCCACUUUUCUUUUGCACGAAGGACUGAUGGACGACGUUGGUCACUGGCAUCUCUCCCCUCUUCUGGCUAUGGUACAAAUACUCCAAGCUCAACUGUUUCAUCAUCCUGUUCCUCCCAAGAGAAGUUGCACCAGUUACCAUACCAACCAACUCCAGACGAACUACAUUUUUUGUCUAAACAUUUCUGUGCCACUGAAAGCAUUGCCAGUGAUAAUAGAUGUAGGACCACUCAAAUGCGGCCACGAUCCAGAAGCCUGAGCCCUGGACGUUCUCCUGCCUGCUGUGACCAUGAAAUAAUUAUGAUGAACCAUGUAUACAAAGAAAGAUUCCCAAAGGCUACUGCUCAGAUGGAAGAGCGACUUCAGGAGAUUAUCACCAACUACUCCCCUGAUAACGUCCUCCCCUUGGCAGAUGGAGUUCUCAGUUUCACCCACCACCAGAUCAUUGAGCUGGCUCGUGAUUGCUUGGAUAAAUCUCAUCAGGGCCUCAUCACCUCACGAUACUUCUUCGAGUUACAGCACAAAUUGGAUAAGCUCCUACAAGAGGCCCAAGAACGAUCAGAAAGUGGAGAACUGGCAUUUAUUAAGCAGCUCGUCCGAAAGAUUCUUAUUGUCAUAGCACGUCCUGCUCGCUUACUGGAAUGUUUGGAAUUUGAUCCUGAGGAAUUUUACUAUCUUCUUGAAGCUGCUGAAGGACACGCAAAAGAGGGACAAGGCAUUAAAACUGACAUUCCUAGAUAUAUUAUCAGUCAGCUGGGAUUGAAUAAGGAUCCUUUGGAAGAAAUAGCCCAGCUAGCAAACUAUGACAGUGGAACUGCAGCAACUCCAGAAACUGAUGAAUCAGUUAGUAGUUCCAGUGCAUCCCUUAAACUUAAAAGGAAGCCUCGUGAAAGUGAUUUUGAGACAAUUAAGCUGAUUAGUAACGGAGCCUAUGGUGCUGUUUAUUUGGUGCGGUAUAAAGAAACCAGACAGAGGUUUGCGAUGAAGAAGAUUAACAAACAGAAUCUCAUUCUUCGAAACCAGAUUCAGCAGGCUUUUGUUGAGCGUGAUAUCCUGACAUUUGCAGAAAAUCCUUUUGUAGUCAGCAUGUACUGUUCCUUUGAAGCUAGACGCCAUUUAUGCAUGGUCAUGGAAUAUGUAGAAGGUGGAGAUUGUGCUACUUUAAUGAAAAAUAUGGGACCUCUGCCUGUAGACAUGGCCAGAAUGUAUUUUGCAGAGACUGUUUUGGCAUUGGAGUAUCUCCACAACUAUGGAAUAGUACAUAGGGAUUUGAAACCAGAUAAUUUAUUGGUAACUUCCAUGGGGCAUAUAAAGUUAACAGAUUUUGGACUAUCUAAGGUUGGCCUCAUGAGUAUGACCACCAAUCUUUAUGAGGGUCACAUUGAGAAGGAUGCUAGAGAAUUUCUGGAUAAACAGGUCUGUGGCACACCAGAAUAUAUUGCUCCAGAAGUAAUUCUAAGACAGGGCUAUGGCAAGCCAGUGGACUGGUGGUCUAUGGGAAUUAUUCUUUAUGAGUUUCUUGUUGGGUGUGUUCCUUUUUUUGGUGAUACACCGGAGGAGCUAUUUGGACAAGUAAUCAGUGAUGAGAUCAACUGGCCAGAAAAAGAUGAAGCACCACCUCCGGAUGCCCAGGAACUGAUUGCUUUGCUUCUGAGACAAAACCCCUUGGAGAGAUUGGGAACAGGUGGUGCUUAUGAGGUGAAACAGCACCCGUUCUUCCAAAACUUAGAUUGGAAUAGUUUGCUGAGACAGAAGGCAGAAUUCAUUCCUCAGCUGGAAUCUGAAGAUGACACAAGCUACUUUGACACUCGUUCUGAGAAAUACCACCACAUGGAAACUGAAGAAGAGGAUGAUACAAACGAUGAAGACUUUAAUUUGGAGAUUAGGCAGUUUUCCUCAUGUUCACAUCGAUUUUCAAAAGUUUUUAGCAGUAUAGAUCGAGGAACUCGAAAUCAAACAGCAGAGAAGGAAGAUACAACAGAGAGAACAAAGAAUGUAGUACUAACAUCUGCAGAAUCUUUAAGCUGGAGCUCAGAAUAUUCUGAAAUGCAGCAACUAUCUACAUCUUUGUCUUCUGGUACUGAAAGUUCUAGGCAACAUCACAGUUCAGGAUUACUUCCAAAAUUGUCAGUAUCAGCUGAAGGAGAUGAAGAAGAAUCACCACAUUCUGCUGGAUCCUGCAAAGAUCAAGAAAAGGUUGCAUUUGUUAGUGAGGAAAUCGUUUUAGAUGAAGUGGAGGUAACAACUCCAGCAAGCACGAUCAGUAGCUCCACGCUGUCAGUUGGAAGUUUUUCAGAGCACUUGGAUCAGAUAAAUGGAAGAAGUGAGUGUGUGGACAGCACUGAUAAUUCCUCAAAGCCUUCCAAUGAGCAAGCUUCUCAUAUGGCUCGUCAGCGAUUAGAAACAACAGAGAAAAGGAAAAUCUCUGGAAAAGUCACAAAGUCCCUCUCGGCCAGUGCUCUAUCACUUAUGAUUCCAGGAGAUGUAUUUGGUGUGUCUCCUUUGGGAAGUCCAAUGUCCCCCCAUUCCGUGUCUUCAGAUCCUUCAUCUUCUAGAGAUUCUUCGCCUAGUCGUGAUUCUUCAGCUGCUUCUGCAAGUCCUCAUCAGCCUGUCAUAAUUCACACCUCAGGCAAGAAGUAUGGAUUUACUAUCCGCGCAAUCAGAGUGUAUGUGGGUGAUAGUGACAUCUACACAGUACAGCAUAUUGUCUGGAAUGUUGAAGAAGGAAGUUCAGCUUAUCACGCUGGAUUGAAAGCUGGUGACCUCAUCACACAUAUCAACGGAGAACCAGUGCAUGGCCUUGUUCAUACCGAAGUCAUAGAACUGUUAUUAAAGAGUGGCAAUAAAGUGUCAAUUACUACAACAGCCUUUGAGAAUACUUCAAUAAAAACAGGACCAGCUAGAAGAAAUAGCUAUAGGGGCCGAAUGGUUAGACGGAGUAAGAAAACAAAAAAGAAGGAGAGUUUGGAAAGGAGAAGAUCUCUCUUCAAAAAGCUGGCUAAGCAGCCUUCGCCCCUCCUCCAUACUAGUCGGAGUUUCUCCUGCCUGAACCGAUCCCUCUCAUCAGGGGAGAGCUUACCUGGUUCUCCAACUCACAGCUUGUCUCCUCGCUCACCAACACCCAGCCUCCGCUCCACCCCCGAUUUCCCCUCAGGCACAAAUUCUUCUCAGAGUAGCUCUCCAAGUUCAAGUGCACCCAAUUCUCCAGCUGGUUCUGGGCAUAUUAGGCCCAGCACACUUCAUGGUUUGGGGCCCAAGCUUGGUGGGCAAAGAUACAGGUCAGGAAGACGCAAAUCAGCCGGCAGCAUUCCUCUCUCUCCUUUGGCACGGACUCCUUCUCCAACACCUCAACCAACAUCUCCUCAGCGGUCUCCAUCACCUUUACUGGGGCAUUCAAUUGGAAACACCAAAAUAGCUCAGGCUUUCCCUACAAAAAUGCACUCUCCCCCCACUAUUGUCAGACACAUAGUUAGGCCUAAGAGUGCAGAACCACCAAGGUCUCCUUUGCUCAAGAGGGUUCAAUCAGAAGAGAAACUUGCCCCUUCUUAUGGCACUGACAAGAAACACUUGUGCUCUCGCAAGCACAGCCUGGAAGUAACUCAGGAAGAAGUUAAUAGAGAGGUAUCUCAACGGGAUACAACCCUUCAGAGCCUGGAGGAGAAUGUUUCUGACAUGCCAUCACUCACACGUGUGAGACCUGCUGAACAAGGCUGCCUGAAACGUCCCAUUUCCAGGAAGCUGGGCAGGCAAGAAUCUGUUGAUGAGCUGGAUAAAGAAAAAUUAAAGGUUAAGAUAGUUGUGAAGAAGCAAGAUCUGGCAGAGAAACAGGAAUAUUUGCAGAAAGCAAGCACCGUACAUGAAAUUUGUGGUGAAUCAGAAAACCCAGUUGCCUCAUGCUUAGAAGAGAGAGAUGGCAAAAAAGCAUUUCAGAAAGCUUUGGAAAGAUCAAACCACUUUGAAGCUAAAAUUGCAGCUCUGGAGACAGAGUCAGUAGGUGGCAUGCUAAAAGACACCCUUCAGAAGAAUGCAAGCAUGAGAUCAAAUGAUUGUACUGCUUUGGAUGCACACACACCAUGUCAUGGGCCUCCACUUAAUGAGCUCAGUCAUUUGUCUUAUGACUUCAAAAGAAUCCCCCCUCCAUGUACAUUGCAAAAUGUUCUGCCUCACUCAUCUGACAAGAUGCCGAAUGGGAAAGGAGAAAAUGUAGAUAAAACUGCACCAACAAAAGAAUCUGUCAAAUUUGAAAGAUUAGAUAGUAAGCUUGCAAAUAUUGAUUAUCUUCGGAAGAAAAUGUCCUUUGAAGAAAAAGAUGACAACUCCUGUCCAGUGCUAAAGUCCAAACUGACACCAAGUGUACAUGAAUGCAAUCAGCUGAGUGCAGUCAGACCUAUAAACAUGCUGCAAGAUUCCAGCUCAGUGACUGAAAGCCGAUCAUUUAUCAGCAGUGCUCAUGCCACUCAGAUUAACUCUGUUCCUUUCAUUCCUCUCAAAGGAUUGACUGGCCGAACAGAAGCUGUUGUGGAGAAAUCAGCCUUGAUUUCCACAGAGUCGCCUGUCCGAAAGAGUCCUUCAGAAUAUAAGUUAGAAGGGAGGUCUGUGUCUUGCUUGAAGCCAAUUGAAGGCACCUUAGAUAUUGCUUUAAUUUCUGGGCCACAGUCUUCAAAGACAGAAAUGUCUUCAUGUGCAGUUGCAGGGGGCCAAAAUGCCAAAAACAAUGGCCAACCACUCAUCUGCCAAGGAGGCAUCAGUGUAAAGGUUGAGCCGUCUUGUCAGAAAGUGCAGCCACCAGCCUUUCAACAAUCCAGUCCUUAUGAAUCUAAUCUACUAAAGUUUGAGUCUCCAAAGCCAAAUAAAAGUACUCCGAGCUCACCAGCAAUGCCUGUGACCAUUGAACAGCAGUCAGAAAAGACACUUUCCAAUUUCAGUGCUAAAUGUGACCCCUCUGUAAGGGUGAUUAAUCAAAAGAAGGAGGUUGUUCAGCUUUCUGCACAUGAGGCUAAAUCCAGCAGUUCCCAAAACCAGAGUUCCAACUUGACCAGUGGCAAAUCUGCCCAUGCACAGGGAAAUCCUGAGAAAGCCAAACGGAAAGAGAAGAAAACCUACAAAGAAGGGCCAGACAACCACACAAGGCCUCAACCAAGUGAUAGCAUCCUUCCAGAGAAGCCUAAGGCAGUUGAGAUUUCUCCAUCAAAGAAAUCUGUUACAGACAUGUCACCAAAUCAGGAUGCAAAACGCAUUCAGAGGUAUUCCUUUGAUUUAGCUGCUCAGCAGCAAAUACGUGGAAUAGCAAAAGUACAAAUAACAAGCUCAAAAACAAAGUUCAAAGAUGUGCUCAAGCCAUCGGUAAAAGAGGAUGAUAACACCACUAGAGACUAUUCAGCAAAUGAGUUGGGCCUGCAGAAAGCAAGUGGAUAUUCCAAGCCUGAAGCAUCACUUCUGGCUGGUGUAACCGUGCAAACAGACCAGGGAGAAAAAGAACAGAAGCAGCCCAAAAAUGUGGAGCCUCCAGCUGCUAACAAAGAGUCCAGCAUUGCUUCUAGGCAACAAGGUAGCAAUUCUGAUCUUCCCGCUGCAAAAGAAUUAUUAAGCAGGCCCUGUGUAUUGGAUGCUCCUGGUUGUUGCAGCAUUAAAGAUAAUAUGAGACCUGCAACGUACAUGGAAAACAGCACUGUUAAAUCUAGACCAGUUCCUGACACUUGUUUCUCGAAAUCAAAACAUUCUGAAAAACAGACACAAAAGCAAAUAGCUACAAAUGUAAAAGAAAAAGAAACUGGCACUCAUGCUUUGGCCAGCUCUUUGAAGGAGGGGAAAAACGUCAAUAAGUCUGCACUGGAUUCUUUUUCACACCCUUCAAGCUCUCGGAGAAAGCUAAAUAAUGAGCAUAUACAGGCAGAAAGGCAUCUGGUCAUAGAAUGUGGGUCAGAACCCUCAAUCCACAUCAAUAGCACAUUGCCUGAAAAACAGCUUAAAUCCUCCAAUAAAAAGCAGGCAGCAGCAGUAGCCCCAGAUGGUGCUAAGCAUUUUCAGAGGCAAGAGAUGGCAAGUUUAAACGAUCCUGUUGAUCAAAAGCCAUUCAGUAUACGUACCAAGCAGAACACGCCUGCCAAGACAUCGCCCGCUGUAAAAGAGGGCUCCUUGUUGAGCAAACCGGCCGACAAGAACCCGAACAUUCAGGCCACCUCUGCGGAAAUGCAACCUGAAGGGGGGAAAUGCAAAGAUGCACUUUAUUUUCAAACUGACCAUGGGAAGCCGGAUCCUAGCCUUUCCCUUAGCUGUGAUGCCAGAGGAAAAGCAGUGGAAAAGGCAGUCACGGGUGCGAAGAACUUUCAAGACACUAAAGGAAAAGGGCACAUGAAUCAGAAGCAGCUAUCCGAGGGGAGCAAGCAGCAUGCUGCAAAACAUUCCUCCACCCCUGCUUUGCAGAGUUCAUGUCGCGCAGCUUCAAAGCAGCUUGAGUGCCCACCCAGCUUCCCUGAAUCUAGGCCGGAAGCCCCUGUUCUGCCUUCAGCAAAGGCUAGCCUGGGGUCACCCGAGCCACUUGCACUGAGCAGCAAGGAAGUGAAAAAGCAAGCCAGCUCUUCCUCAGCAGACGGCAGGGCAGAAAUGACUAAAAGUGUUUCCCUGUUGGGCUUGCACUAUACUCCGUCCCCUGUGGAAGAGAACAUUCCCACUUCAGACUUGGCGGGGAAGCACAAAAGCCAAGAGAGGUCUCACUCUGCUGUGGACAUGAAGGGGAAAGACCCCGGUCUGCCUCAGUCUUCUGCCGCGAGAAAACCGAAUGUAGGUAAAGAUUUGCCAAAGUCAGGGACUCCAGCUGACUCUCCCAAUGCACUUUCAGCUGACAAAGACUCUGCCCGGCAGAGGCGAGGAAAGGACACCUCCCGAAGCAGUCCUCACAAAAAACCCUCCCAAUAGCAAGACGUGCAAAUAGGACUGCUUAGUUGAAAGCCUAGUGUCUUGUCUUGUCUUACCUUCAGCACUGUGUAGUAUUUUCUUGCAGAAAAGAAUAUUCAGCGCCACUUAAGCAGGGUUUGUAAAGAAAGGACUCAUUUCCUUCCCUCCUCAAAAUUCCUUCCCAAAUGUAACCGGUUAAACUGUUACCAUAUUGUAUUUGUACAAAAAUACUUUUACAAUUUGAGAGACAGGUUGUGGGCGGGU